CCCACUGGCCCUAGCAACUCCCAAGCCAGAGAAGCCAACGUCUCUUCUCUCAAAAUCCAGCCCUCGUUAUUCAACUCCUGUCGCCUGCUUGCAGUCCUCCGUAUGCCAUAAUAAGACAAUCUUCCGUUACUAUCAUUUCUAAACAAGCUUCAGUUAUAUCGAAGUAGCGGAUUCGAGUAUCCAAUGCAUUAACUGAAGUGCAGAUGUUGAAAUCUCGAGUUCUUUUGUGAUUUUCGAUCGGUUUUCUACUACGUUUAUGUGCUUGAUUUGAUUAAGUGAUUAGUGGUGGUCUCUUAGGGUUUCGCGUAGGAAAGCACGGCGGUUUUUAAUUUGUCGACUUACUUAGGUUAGGAUUAUAAGGAAGAAGGAAGAAGGAAGAAGAUGGCGGGUGGUGCGUGAGCUUUGGACUGUCGAAUUUUGUUAACGUGAGGAACGAUGUUGUUUUAGGAAGGUUAUGGUGUCAGGAUGUAGUGUUGGAUAGCUUUAGAUUCCAGCGUAUAGUGAAGGAAACGGCUUUCCUUUUGAGGGCAAAUAAUUGUAGAAAACGUGUCUUUGUCAAGCAAAAACAGAGGCUUGUCGUCAUGAAUAUGUCCAACUCCGAAGCUGACCCGCACUUCGGGGCGUCAACUACCAGGGUGACAGGAGAGGGAGUUGAUCUAAUUGUAGAGAAGGAUAUUGGAAUAUUUGAAACGGGUAACGAAUUGAAAACCGGUGACAAUGGUACUGGUGGGGAUGUUUAUGAUGGAAAUGGUGGAAAUGGAAAAUUUAAUAAUGGUGGAGGAGGGGGUGGUGGUGGUGACGAGGAGAGAGAUGAUCCUGAAGAAGAGGAGUUUGGGCCAAUUAUGAAAUUUGAAGAGGUAAUUAAGGAGACGGAGGCUCGAGGGGCCACUCUUCCUUCCGAUAUGUUAGAGGCCGCUAAGAGUGUGGGGAUUCGCAAAGUGCUUCUUCUUAGAUAUUUGGACUUGCAGGGAGCUAGCUGGCCUUUGGGAUUUGCAAUGAAGUCAUGGGCUAUGCUCCGGAACAGAAUGUUAGCUGAUCCCUCUUUUCUUUUCAAAAUUGGGACAGAGAUAGUCAUUGACUCUUGCUGCGCUACUUUUGCGGAAAUUCAAAAAAGAGGGAAGGACUUCUGGGCAGAAUUUGAGUUGUAUGUUGCUGACCUCUUGGUUGGGUUAGUGGUUAAUGUGGCCUUGGUUGGUAUGUUGGCACCUUAUGCUCGUAUUGGACAACCGUCUGUGUCAAAAGGGUUCUUUGGACGCGCGCAGCAUGCUUAUGCAGCUCUUCCUAGCAGUGUAUUUGAAGCUGAAAGGCCAGGAUGUAGAUUUUCAAUAGGUCAGAGAAUCGCAACAUACUUCUAUAAGGGUGUCUUGUAUGGAUCAGUUGGAUUUGCAUGUGGCAUUGUAGGUCAAGGCAUUGCAAAUCUUAUCAUGAUUGCCAAGAGGAGCAUAAAGAAAUCAGAAGAGGAUAUACCUGUGCCACCUCUUGUAAAGAGUGCAGCUCUUUGGGGUGUUUUCCUAGCAGUUUCUUCAAAUACCCGUUACCAGAUCAUUAAUGGACUGGAGCGCCUGGUAGAAGCAUCGCCAUUGGCUAAGCAGUUCCAGCCUGUUGCAAUGGCUUUCACAGUUGGAGUCCGAUUCACAAACAAUGUAUAUGGUGGGAUGCAGUUCGUGGAUUGGGCUAGAUGGAGUGGGGUGCAAUAACUUGCUUCAUUUAUGUGGUCAGAAUAUAAUCUAUUCUCUACCCAUUUGAUGCCUGUCGUGCCUGAUCUUUGAACACCUUAAGCAUCAGCUAAGUAUUUUUCUUAAUCAAGGUAUUCACUUUUGAGUUUUAGAAGCAACGAAGGCAUCUCUUUCUUGUUGCUUGUUUGGCAAGGCAACUUGGUCAGAAAUUUCUCCUGUGAGUUUGGAUGCCAAUGCAUAAUGAGAAUGAUUUCUCGUGUUUGGCCUUAUUUAUUUUUA
This is a messenger RNA of Carica papaya (papaya), 1955 nucleotides long. The record is from RefSeq and is a predicted model, not a curated record. NCBI's taxonomy places the organism in Eukaryota, Viridiplantae, Streptophyta, Magnoliopsida, Brassicales, Caricaceae.